This is a messenger RNA of Syzygium oleosum, 402 nucleotides long. Its product is annotated as antifungal protein ginkbilobin-like protein. NCBI's taxonomy places the organism in Eukaryota, Viridiplantae, Streptophyta, Magnoliopsida, Myrtales, Myrtaceae. The record is from RefSeq and is a predicted model, not a curated record. The coding region runs from base 1 to 402 and encodes 133 amino acids. Gene Ontology annotation, cellular component: plasmodesma. The transcript has a single exon.
AUGGAUACUCCUUCAAGAGUUGCAAUUAUGCUAAUGUUGUCCCUCUUAAUGUUCAAUGUUGUCAAAGGUGCCCCGCGCGCCGGCAUAGUUAAUUGGGCUUGUAAUAUUGAUUCCUAUUCGGGGGGCAAUCCUUAUGCAAACAGCAUGGCUUAUGUCCUUGAGGACAUGGUGACCGUGACACCGAAUCAUGCGAACUAUGACUACUCCAUCGUGUCUCCUUAUCCCACAGCGGCUGCCUAUGGUCACGCCGCCUGUAGCCAAGCGCUUUCUUACAGCGAUUGUGGCAUAUGCAUUAGCUCUGUUAAAUCCCAAAUACUGGCGAUCUGUCCAAACAGUCUAGGCGCUCAAAUGGAGCUUGAAGAUUGUAGAAUGAGGUAUGAAAACUACUCCUUCACUGGUUAA